Messenger RNA from Penicillium subrubescens, 357 nucleotides. RefSeq lists its product as uncharacterized. Gene Ontology annotation, molecular function: acyltransferase activity, transferring groups other than amino-acyl groups. The transcript has 2 exons. Bases 1 to 357 code for a protein of 118 amino acids. The record is from RefSeq and is a predicted model, not a curated record. Lineage: Eukaryota; Fungi; Ascomycota; Eurotiomycetes; Eurotiales; Aspergillaceae.
AUGAGCUUUGGCAUCCGAUGGACCUCCAACUCCCUGAAAGCGUGCCAAAAGGUCGGUAUUCAUCGCCUUCUAAAAGAAAAUCCCGAAGCUUGGCAUCUCGAAAUGGUUGCAGUUCAUCCGUCACUACAGGGGAAGGGAAUUGGAAAGCUCGCUAUGAAAGCCGUCUUUGAUUAUGUUGACCAGGCACCAAUUCUUAUUGAGUGUUCCAGUGAGAAAAACCUUCCGUUUUACAGGAGUCUCAACUUUACUACUUUGGAGGAGGUCGAGAUGGUGGAUGCUCCUCAAUUCGAUGGAGACACCGGACGAGUCAAGCAAUGGUUGAUGAUACGCGAAUUCAAAUGCUACGAAAGAAGGUAG